Molecule: messenger RNA, 2517 nt
Organism: Notolabrus celidotus (New Zealand spotty)
Lineage: Eukaryota; Metazoa; Chordata; Actinopteri; Labriformes; Labridae
Gene: tspan10
Product: tetraspanin-10
Exons: 3
Coding region: 703-1704 (333 amino acids)
Cellular component (GO): membrane
Source: RefSeq, a predicted model, not a curated record
AUUUACCUCAGAGCACUGCUGUGCCUAUUUGCAGCCUGUAAAGGUGCCAGCUUGACUAUUAUUUUUCUGGCUUGCUUUCUCAUUGAUCACCUCAAAAUCUAACAGAUUUAUCUUCAGACCCAAUAUGGGGGCCUCAUCCCCCUAGUGAGAAACCAAACACAAAUAAUUAUUGAAGUUAAAAGCUGUGCAAGAACCCAGUCAGCUACUGAAAGAGUGCACACGAGUGUAAAGAAUGUAUUCUCUCUCUCUCUCUCUCUCUCUCUCUCUCUCUCUCUCUCCUCUCUCUCUCUCUCUCUCUCUCUCUCUCAUUCAGACACAACCAGGUAAACACAUUCCUCCCUAUCUUUCCACUUUCCCUGUUUGAAGAUGAACAACUUAAACAACUUAUUGCAAACACCUUGACAUUUUUAGUGGUUUGUUUGAGUUAACUUCAAGUUUCUUGUUCCAGACAGCCCACUCUGGUGUAUCCGAGCCUCCCUUACAUGCUCUGAUAACUGUAAUCUCCUCACUGUGACUCUCACAUGAUGAAGAAAUCCCACGGCUCCCAGCAGCCAAAGGCUAAACACUGCAUAGUAUCUCCACCUCAGCUCACAUGCUCCUCUGUUCCCACUGCAGUGAAUGCUCGCCCUAUGUUACAAAUUAAUUUGCAUCAUUCUGACCAGUUAAGAGCAAAGGGAGAAUCCUCUCCCAGAAAUUUGCAACAUGAAAAAAUAUUUGUGGAUGAAAAGAAUUCGUUUGCCGUGGUCAAAGAAGGACACAACACCAAAUGAGUCCAGUCCACUUAUACCAAAGGCAGGCUCUGACAUAGAAGAUUCUGGGGACCUUGGCAACUUUGCCGUUGAAUGUCGUGAAGCAGGGCCAAACUGUGGACAGGACCUCAGCAAACCUGGGUUUGCAAGUGUCCGGCCCCGCUAUGGUUACACUUUCAUAGACUAUUUCUUAAAAUAUGCCCUGUUCCUAUGCAAUCUGUUGUUCACUGUUGUGGGCCUUUUGGUUCUCGGUGUGGGGAUGUGGGGCCUUGUCAGCAAAGAGUCGUUUGCCCAGGAGAAGAUCGGAAGUAUCGGCAGUGAUCCAAUGCUGCUUAUUGUGGCUAUGGGCUUUCUGCUUACUCUGCUCUGCCUGUCAGGCUGUGUGGGAGCCAUAAGAGAGAACUGCACCUUACUGAGGCUGUUCUCUGCAGCAGUGCUGGUGCUCAUUACAGCCCAGGUGCUGGCCACCAUUGUGGCCUACAGUUUGCAAGAUCAGAUUGGAAGCUACCUGCAGUCAGGGAUGACAACAGCAAUGGUGCGCUACCAAGAUGAUCUGGAUCUGAGGUUCAUCAUGGACGAGAUUCAGUCAAAUCUGCAGUGCUGUGGGGCAGAUGACUAUCGUGACUGGGAGAUAAACAUAUAUUACAACUGCUCAGCUCCAGGAAUUCUGGCUUGUGGCGUCCCUGCAACAUGCUGUGUGGACCCUCUAGAAAAUGGCACAGUUUGGAACUCUCAGUGUGGUGUAGGAGCCCAGCUUCUGGAUGAGUUCACUGCCCAGAGCGUGAUCUUCCUGGGUGGCUGUCUGGGGGGAAUCUCACGCUGGAUUGAGCUGCACAUGGGUCUGAUAGGAACUGUAGCGAUCGCCUUACUAGGGAUCCAAAUCAUGACUCUGUUUAUCACCACUCGCCUGUUAGACAGCAUCUACUGGCAUAAACUGUACAGCAACAUAGGUUGAUGGCUAAUAUAUGAUGAAGGUUUGCUUAUUUUGGAUCUCCAUCUUGUUUAUAACAUGUAAGAAAUAUAUUUCAGAACUAGUUUAAAGUUGACAAACAACAAUACUUGGUUCCACUAGGAAAAAUCCAUGUUGAGAUUUAAGACAUUAUAUUUAAAUCCUCUUUGAAGCAUGUUCAACUUUUAAUUUUCCAAAGGACACCAAGGUAACAGAAGCCCAAUUUAAAGUGCUAAAUCAACAUUAUGUGCUCUAUUUAUUGUGUUGUGUGAAGACUUCUUGGGGAGAUCAUUUGGGGCUUUUUAGCACAGAAAUAAGGCCAUUAAUGAGGAGUUUUUCAAAAACUACUAUGCAUAAACUUAUUCUUACAUUUCGAGCAAUAUUCCUUUAAAAAGCAUUACAGUAUAAGCCUCAUAAGACUAGCAUUUGCUAUUUGUAAAGCAUAAAGCAGGCCUAAUAGUGAGCUAUUAUGACCUUUCAACAGAGCUGUGAAAGCCUCUCUUUCUAACUUAAAGUGCAUUUCGACCAAGUGUUCCCUAGAACUACUUUACCGUGAACUAAAAGGUUCCUCUGCCCCCAUUGAUGUCUGCAUUUCGACCGUGGGCUGAAGUCCCAGGUAAAUUGCCAAAUCAGGCCAGUGACAUAUGGAGAAAAUAUAUAUAAAUUAAAUAAUAUUUGAAAUCUUAAUAAAUAACUAAACUAGUUUGCAUUCCCAGGAAGUCCCUCUGUUUUAACAACGGUGUUAACUCCACAAACACCAUUACAUUCAGCCGAAUGUCCCAGGACCUUUGAAAAGUACUACCCCCAAAGCAGGGGCUU